AUGCUGCACACGGCCGGAACCAUCGUCGACGGGCUGGUCGACCUCACAAACCAUCUUCGUCUUACAGAGACUCCAGACUGCAUUGAAUCUUUUCUUUGGGUCUCUGAUCUUGGUUGCCGCAGCAAACUGCGGGUUGGUGGCCUCGUCCAGCAAGAUUUUACCACAGUUCAUGCAAACGCACUCGCAAACUUUCUUGAUCUUUGUAACAAAACCGAUGUGGAAAACUGGUUUGGCAAGCUCGAUGUGACCGAAAUGUCCUGGACAUUCCUGCAUAUCUUCGGAACAGGUCUGACACCGGAAGUUUCUGUCAAUCGAACCCAAACGAGGAUCAUUUAA
Ogataea philodendri is the source of this 336-nucleotide messenger RNA. RefSeq lists its product as uncharacterized. The record is from RefSeq and is a predicted model, not a curated record. The transcript has a single exon. Lineage: Eukaryota; Fungi; Ascomycota; Pichiomycetes; Pichiales; Pichiaceae. The coding region runs from base 1 to 336 and encodes 111 amino acids.